CUUCCCCUGUGGGCCCCAACUAUCCUAGCAUCCAACAUGGGCGGGCCUUGCGUUUUAGGCUUUUAGCCCAUCAGUCAAAGCCCACCAUGCUCAAUUCUGUAAUCUGUGGGGUUUUAGUGAGGGCGUCUCUCUCCCUCCCUGCAGAACUCCAUAGCCGCGGAAGCUCAGAUACUUCCUCAAAGUUCAAGCUCACAGUCCCAAAAUGGCGAGAGGUUUGAAGAAGCAUUUGAAGAGGCUCAAUGCCCCGAAGCAUUGGAUGCUCGACAAACUUGGCGAGAGGUUUGAAAAUGUGAAGCAGUAAAAAUGAGCUUAUUCUCGCAACACAGCAAAAACAGAUUGAAAUAUGCUCACUUACCGGGGGGUCAUUUCCAUCUUGAUGCAACGGCAUGUUCUGGUUGACGGGAAGGUUAGGACCGACAAAAUAUAUCCUUCCGGUUUCAUGGAUGUUAUUUCAAUCCCCUAAACGAAUGAGAAUUUCUGGCUCCUUUAUGACACAAAGGGUCGGUUCCGUUUCCACUCAAAUCAGGGAUGAAGAGGCAAAGUUCAAACUUUGCAAAGUACGGUCUGUGCAGUUUGGGCAGAAGGGCAUCCCAUACAUUAACACCUACGACAGGCGAACCAUCCGCUACCCUGACCCUCUCAUCAAGGCCAACGACACUAUCAAGCUCGACCUAGAGACCAACAAUAUCACCGACUUCAUUAAGUUCGAUGUUGGCAAUGUGGUCAUGGUUACCAGUGGAAGGAACAGGGGGCGUGUCGGAGUCAUCAAGAACAGGGAAAAACAUAAGGGAAGCUUCGAGACAAUCCACGUCCAGGAUGCCACCGGCCAUGAAUUUGCUACUCGAUUGGGCAAUGUGUUCACCAUCGGCAAGGGGGGAAAGGCCGUGGGUGAGUCUUCCCAAGGGAAAGGGUAUCAAGCUGACCAUCAUCGAAGAGGCGAAAAAGAGGCAAGCAGCUCAACAAGCAGCCACGGCCUGAUUAACUCUGCACUGCCUUCAAAUUUUGAUUUACUUGUCCGGCUAUUGGUUUUGCUUUUGGACCUGGAUCUAGUAGUUCUGGACUUCUUCAAUGUUCAUACGUUUCCUGUUUGUUUUGCUCACUACAUGUGAACCUCAAAUUUUUGUUAUUUAAAGUUAUUUGGAAUUGGUCAAA
Molecule: messenger RNA, 1152 nt
Organism: Malus domestica (apple)
Lineage: Eukaryota; Viridiplantae; Streptophyta; Magnoliopsida; Rosales; Rosaceae
Product: small ribosomal subunit protein eS4
Biological process (GO): translation
Cellular component (GO): ribosome; cytosolic small ribosomal subunit
Molecular function (GO): structural constituent of ribosome; RNA binding
Source: RefSeq, a predicted model, not a curated record